AUGAGUAGCAGAAUGGCGUCCUGCAUCUUUUGCAAAAUCAUCAAGGGAGAAAUCCCGUCGUUCAAGCUGUACGAGAACGAAAAGGUCUUUGCCUUUCUCGACAUUAACCCGCUGAGCCGGGGCCAUUCGCUCGUGAUACCCAAGUUCCACGGCGAGAAGCUGCACGACAUUCCCGACGACUCGCUCAAUGAGAUUCUGCCCGUUGCCAAAAAGAUCGCUCAGGCCGUCGGUGCCAAGGACUACAACAUUCUGCAGAACAACGGCGCCAUCGCCCAUCAGGUUGUUCCUCAUGUACACUUCCACAUGAUCCCCAAGCCGAACGAGACCGAGGGCUUGGGCAUCAAAUGGCCGCAGCAGGAGACCGACAUGGACAAGCUCAAGACGCUGUUUGAAGAGAUCAAGUCCAAGAUGUGA
Pyricularia grisea is the source of this 414-nucleotide messenger RNA. RefSeq lists its product as uncharacterized. Bases 1 to 414 code for a protein of 137 amino acids. The record is from RefSeq and is a predicted model, not a curated record. NCBI's taxonomy places the organism in Eukaryota, Fungi, Ascomycota, Sordariomycetes, Magnaporthales, Pyriculariaceae. Gene Ontology annotation, molecular function: catalytic activity. Gene Ontology annotation, biological process: nucleotide metabolic process. The transcript has 6 exons.